AUGGACGCGGUGGCUGUGUAUCAUGGCAAGAUCAGCCGGGAGAUGGGGGAGAAGCUCCUGCUCGCCACGGGCCUGGACGGCAGCUAUCUGCUGAGGGACAGCGAGAGUGUUCCCGGCGUGUACUGUCUGUGUGUGCUGUAUCAAGGUUACAUUUAUACAUACCGAGUGUCCCAGACAGAAACAGGUUCUUGGAGUGCUGAGACAGCACCGGGGGUACAUAAAAGAUUUUUCCGGAAAAUAAAAAAUCUCAUUUCAGCAUUUCAGAAGCCAGAUCAAGGUAUUGUAAUACCUUUGCAGUAUCCAGUUGAGAAGAAGCCUUCAGCUAGAAGUACACAAGGUGCCACAGGAAGAAGAGAUGAUCCUGAUGUCCUCCUGAAAGCACCAUGA
Budorcas taxicolor (takin) is the source of this 387-nucleotide messenger RNA. It is a transcript of the gene SH2D1A, whose product is annotated as SH2 domain containing 1A. The transcript has 4 exons. The coding region runs from base 1 to 387 and encodes 128 amino acids. Gene Ontology annotation, cellular component: cytoplasm. The record is from RefSeq and is a predicted model, not a curated record. Gene Ontology annotation, biological process: cell-cell signaling; cellular defense response. Lineage: Eukaryota; Metazoa; Chordata; Mammalia; Artiodactyla; Bovidae.